AUGAAUGGAAGUAAUUAAAACAUUUCUAUGCAAAUUCAAACUUUAUAAGAUCACGAAGAGAGUUCUCAAAUGUUGAAUAAUAAAGGUAAAUAUGCUACAGUUGAUAAUAAUGAUAAGCUAAGUAUUUUGUUCCAAGACGAGCAGAGUGAAAAUAGUGAAAACCCAAUGCCAGAAUAGUCAAAUAGUCUUGUACAAGAAUACAAUUUGUAUCAAAUUAACAGAGAGAAAAGUGGAGAAAAGAGUUUAACUAAUUGUUAAGGCCUUUUGUAAAGCUAAUUAUUUCUAAAUAGAAACUCUAAUGCUAAUAGAUAUAACUAGAAUGAAUCGGAUGACUAUUGCACUUUAGGCAAUGAUUCUUACAGCCAAAGUUUAAUUUCUUAUAAAAACUAAAAUAGCCCUGGAUCUCCUUAAUUCUAGAAUGCAAGUUAAAUGGAUAAAAAGAAUGAUAGAUAAUCUAUUACUCAAAACAAUUUAAGAAACUAAUUUAUGUAGCUUGAAAUAGAUGAUAAAGAAAACAAUCCUUAUGAAGACAAUAGCGCAUAUUCUAAAUAAAACUAGAAUAGAGGUUUAAACACUUCGAAAGCAAAAGAAAUUAAGAGUUAAUGGAUUGAUUAAACCACUAGCGCGUAAAGUUGUUUUUUGACAGGCAGAGGAUCUACUUACGGAACUCAAUCCCAUAUUACUGUUCAUAGUGCUAUGGAUUAAGUCAUAUUGAAACAUCAUAAGGCAGCCUAGAAGCAAUAUCUUAAAAUGAAAAGUUUGAAAGGACCUGUUAAUCAGAAUUCUCGCAAAGAACUGCAUGGUUAAACAAAUUAAGCUAAUCAAGAAACUAGUCAAACUCUUGGUUCUUCACAACUAAUCUAAAAUGAAAAUCUUACAUAUUAAGAGAUAUACAAUCAAAGAAAGAAGUCAGUUCAGCAUGCCUCAUCAAUACAUCCAGUCAAACACUAGAGAACAAACAGCUAAAAUAAUGAUCAACCUCAAAUAUAAAAGAAGAAAGCAGAAGUUUCAAUGACCACUAAAAAUUCUACCUUGCCAGAUUAGAAAGUUUUUGUGUUCCCAAAUAAUACAAUAAAUAGUAGAUUGGAUGAAGAAGAUCAUUUUAAAGAAACAUUCAACACCAUUCACUAGAUAGUUUAGGGUAUCAACAAUAGAAAGAGUAGUUUUGGAGGUAUUUCAAAUGUGUCUGCAAUAUCCUAAGGAAAAAGGACUACAGAGACCUAGCCAUUUCCACUCUCAAGAUCAAAUUCUAGAAGAACAAAGGAUGUGUUGAAGUGCCAAAUCAAUAAUGAAAUGAAGUAAAAUUAAUAGUUCAAAGCAAAGAGAGCACCUGGCAAUAACCCUCCCAAAUUUAUAGCUUUGAAAUCUACUAAAGCUUUGACUAUCCCUCAAGAAUUCAAUCUAAAAACAGAUCAAAGAGAAGUUAGUAAGAUGAGGGAGUAAUCAAUUGGUGGUAUCACUCAAAAUACUUAAAUGUAGGAAAGAGUGUCAUCUUUGAAAAAUCUAGUUCCAAAAAGUGAAGCAUACAACUCUUUUGAUUCUAAUAGCAAUUAUACUCUUACUUAGAGCUAAAGGCCCCCUUCUUCAUAGUAGCAGCAUCAAUCAGUAAUAUAGCACCAGAAGUAAUAGAGCAGUAUCACACUAAACCAUUGUAGAAACUCGUCUUCAAAUCUAAAUUCUAAAAAUACAUCUAAAAUGCACUAGAAUUCCACUAUGACUUCGAGUGGAGCAGGUUGUGAUGUGAAUCUAAACAAAUACUUAAAAGGCAAUAUUAAAAAGAUGAAAAUAGGGCAGAAUUAUGCCUAGUUAGUAAAUUAUGCCAAAGCCAAAUUUGUUUAAUGA
This is a messenger RNA of Stylonychia lemnae, 1842 nucleotides long. The record is from the annotation of a GenBank genome assembly. NCBI's taxonomy places the organism in Eukaryota, Ciliophora, Spirotrichea, Sporadotrichida, Oxytrichidae.